This is a messenger RNA of Pararge aegeria (speckled wood butterfly), 1153 nucleotides long. Its product is annotated as pre-mRNA-splicing factor Syf2. Bases 145 to 843 code for a protein of 232 amino acids. The record is from RefSeq and is a predicted model, not a curated record. Gene Ontology annotation, cellular component: catalytic step 2 spliceosome; post-mRNA release spliceosomal complex; Prp19 complex. The transcript has a single exon. NCBI's taxonomy places the organism in Eukaryota, Metazoa, Arthropoda, Insecta, Lepidoptera, Nymphalidae.
UUUUACAUUUGACGUAUUUUAUGCAUAAUUGUCGUGUAUUUAUUGUUCUGGUUGAUUAUGAGCCAAUAAUAUUUAGAUUUAGUGUGAUUAAUUUGUAUAAUAGUAAGUCGUUGUUGUUGUUGUGUUGUAAUACCCAUUAGUAAAAUGGAUAACUCAAAAGAAUCCUCGUCGAAGGAGAUGUCGUUUGCAGAAAAGCAAGCUGAGCGCAUGAAACGACUGCGUUCGUUGAAUACAGCCAGAAACGAAGCCAGGACUCAUAACCACAAGGAAGUAGUUGCAGAAGAAGCAAGGAAUAAGCUCCCAGCGAACUAUGAGGCGAAGAAACGCCAAGCAGAAUGGCUAGUGGAAGAUCAGCACAAACGGGAAGAAGCUAGCAAGGAAGGUAAAGAUUAUGAUCGUGUGAAACUUCUAAACAUAUCUGCCAUCGAAGCGGAGAGAUUAGAGCGUAAGAGAAAGAAGAAAAACCCUGAUCAAGGCUUCUCAACUUACGAACAAGCAACGGUAAGGCAGUACAAUAGACUCAUUAAAAACAUGCCAUCUAUGGAAAGCGAGCGAUAUGAAAAACAGAAGCAGAAAUAUGGAGACGCGUUUUAUGGUGGUCCAAACGUUAUAAUACAUGGGAUGCAUGAAGACCGCAAAGAUGCUGUUGAUAAAAUGGUGAAUGAUUUGGAAGGACAAAUUGCUAAGCGAGGGAAAUACUCCCGCAGGAGGAUACACAAUGACGAUGCAGACAUUGAUUACAUCAAUGAGAGGAAUGCUAAGUUCAAUAAGAAGUUGGAAAGGUUCUAUGGUGAGCACACCGCUGAAAUUAAACAGAAUCUUGAGAGAGGUACUGCAAUAUAGACUUUUGUUGGUAAUUUAAUCAUUAUCUGGUGCCCUUGGUUCUUACCUGCAUGGCCUAUGAGUUAUAGUUGUUAUAUAAUUGUGUAGGAUAAAAUUCAAAACAAUGUAGCAUAAAAUUUAUGCUUAAUAUAAAUGAGUAAUAUUAAGGAUCAAAAUCAUUUAAAGCGACAGGGGUACAUAAUAUAAACUACCAAAGUUUUACUGUUGGAAUGCAUUGAAAUGAAACAAAGUGGUGGAAUUAAUGCAGGUUUUAUGUGUAACCACUAUUUGGGAGAAAAAAACAUAACAGACAGUAGGUAAGCAGGCUUCA